Molecule: messenger RNA, 3841 nt
Organism: Sodiomyces alkalinus F11
Lineage: Eukaryota; Fungi; Ascomycota; Sordariomycetes; Glomerellales; Plectosphaerellaceae
Product: transcriptional activator SPT7
Exons: 3
Coding region: 92-3571 (1159 amino acids)
Biological process (GO): regulation of transcription by RNA polymerase II
Cellular component (GO): SLIK (SAGA-like) complex; SAGA complex
Molecular function (GO): structural molecule activity; protein heterodimerization activity
Source: RefSeq, a predicted model, not a curated record
UCAAUCCGCCCGAGCCUGGCUGCAAUCGAGCUCAGAUUCUCGCGCCUGGCGACGGGCGCCCGCCUCUCGCUGCCAUCGACCCGGCCGCAUCAUGUCUCUCCCCAAUGGCCAUCACGCCUGGCAGCCUUCCGCCCUGCACUAUUCAACGGCGAAAAGGUCUCCGCCGACUCUUGAAGAUGGCCCGGCGCGGAAUGGGACCCCUAUCGACAACUCCAUGGCAUCGCUGCCUGAGGCAUCCGUCGAUAUCGAGGAUGACCGACGUCGCUCCCAUUUCAGGGACAUCUUUCGCGACAGUGAAUCGAGGAUAGCUGUGCUCUUUGCUGAUGAUGGAUCUUAUAACCACCCUGCUAUCGAUGCGCUGAGGCGCCAACCCGCCGCCUCGACCACCCUUCCCCCCCCCGCCACCGACCACACCCCAAUACAAGAACCCCCCUUGAAGAAGGCCAAACGGGUCAUCGAUGAAGAUGACUACGGAGACGAUGACGAGGAUGACGACGGCGAUGACGAUGAGCGAAGCGAGAAAGCACAGGAGUCGAAUGCGCCCAAGGCGAAAAGUACCUCCGCUGCCGCCCCCGGUAUGCUCCCGAGCCCUUCCAAAUCCGGCAGUUCGCCAGUCCGUUCCGUAAGCUCCCCCGGCAAGAUGCCCGUCGAUAAACAGAGACAACCGGACGGGCCACAAGAACAAGAAAAAACGAGCGAAGAUGCGCGAAAGCAGUUAGAGGACGCGCGCAAUGCGACCGAGGAGGCGGCGCGUCGUAGCUUUUACACCCUCUUCUACACCCUAGAGAACGAUAAAACGGCCAUGUUAGAGCAGCAACAACUCGAAGAAUCCGAGAAGCAGCUGCAAGCCGAGAUGGCCAACAAUGCCAACCAGAACAACGCCAAUGGCAGCCAGUCGGGGAACCACGGGUCUCUGAGCAACGCCAACCUGGGCGCGUCCAGCCUGACGCUGAAGCACCUGAUUGCCCGCAUCGACUUGAAGCGCGACCAGGUACGCGCGUCUGAUGCCGAGCUACGGUCCCUGAUGAACGAGGUCCGCAAAAACCGAAGUAAAUGGGCCAGCGAAGAGAACGUCAACCAAGAAGAGCUGUACGAGGCCCUCGACAAGGUCCUCACAGAACUCAAGGCACACACAGAAUAUUCCACGCCCUUCCUGCAGCGAGUGAACAAACGAGAUGCGCCGGAUUAUUACCACUACAUCAAGGAACCCAUGGACCUGGGCACGAUGACCAAGAAGCUUAAGCUGCUCAACUACAAAUCGAAAGCCGACUUUGUCUACGACCUGAAUCUGAUAUGGGAUAACUGUCUCAAGUACAACCAGGAAGCCUCCCAUCCCCUUCGUCGCAUGGCGAAUGGAAUGAGGAAAGAGGCGGAGAAGCUCAUCCCUCUGAUCCCAGACCUCGUCAUUCGGCCUCGUGCCGAGGUGGAAGCCGAAGAGCGCCGCAAGCAGAAUGGCGGCGAAGAGGACGGCGGCGAGGACUCUGAUGACGAGCCCAUCAUGUCAUCUCGCGGUCGCACGGCCGGCACCAAAGGGGCAGCCAAGUCACGGAAACAGCACUCGGACCAGAAGGAAGACACGCCGAACGUGGACCAGAAGCCCCUCUUCCAUCUGAACGGCGUGUUAACAAAGCAGAGAGAAGGGUCGGAGGCCGUGGACGGUAGUAACGGCUUUGCCACCCCUCCCAUCGGCGGCUCUAUCACACCGAGCCUCGCCAACGCUCAGUCCGUGGGGGGCGGCAGCAACAGCAACGUCGACGCCAUGGAUAUCGAUGGCGCCUCCUUGAAUGGUAUGGCCCUUGGACAAGCCAUCAACGAGGCGGCCGACCAGGUCUACGAAGACGACGAGUACAAGUUUUGGAAGCAAGUCACUAAGAAGGACCGGGCUCUCAUUGCCAAGGAACGACAUGCUCUCUUCAAGGAUAACAAGCUCAACAUGGAUGCUCCCGCGCUCCUACGUACCAAGGCGGGCAUACGGCGCUACUUACGAGGUCAAAAGGAGGCGGCGGCCCAUGGCAUCAUUAAGCAUUCCCAGGCGGACCUGUCCGCUAUCGCUGCGAAGGAUGCGCCCAAUCCGGCCGAGACGCUUGCUGAGGGCAUGGAGGGCGAAGAGGAGAGGGUGGUCCCCGAUUAUUACGAGCCACUGACCGUCAUUCCUGACAUCAAUCCCAGGCUGCAGUGGAUUGAAGAUGGCGAAGGCCAAGUGAUCAACCAACACGAGGAGUUCCUCCGUUUGAUCCCCGAAGGUCAAUUCGUCGCACCAAAGAGCAAACUGACUGCCAAGAUCGAUGCCAAUAUUCGACAGAUUCAAGAGACGAGGAAAUUGGCGAGUAGGAUUGGUGUCAUUAAACAGAUGCAAACGCAAACUCAGGUUUACACCAAUCAGUUCCCCAAGUCCACUUUCGAGUCGUUCAUCGAGCAGGAUAUUGAGCCCUCGUUCAUCUCCGAUGACGGACCGGUCAUUGCACCCGAGACCUGCCAUAACGCGCUUCAACGCUCAGUGGCUAAGAUCCUCUACCACAACGGAUUUGAGGAGCUACAGCCCUCCGCCGUCGACGCCCUGACAAGCAUCGCGGCAGACUACUUCCACAAGCUUGUCCGGACCUUUAACGUUUUCCGGGAAGCGGAGAAGAAGGAGGCUGUAGGCCCUCGCCCUGACGGCUCUCGGUUCCAACUGCGGUUUAGUCCCGAGGAAGUGAUCCUGCACACGCUGGACGAGAACGGCUGCGAUAUCGGGAGCCUGGAGUCCUACGUCAAGGACGAGCUCGAUAGGUUAAGCUCGAAGCUGGGCGGCAUUCACGAACGAAUGAAACUCCAUCUUACCGAGCUGCUUCGUCCGGCGCUGACCCAGGACGCCGGGCAGGACGGCGCGGGUGCGUUCAACGACGGCAGCGAGCAGUUCAUCAGCGGAGAUUUCGCGGAGGAUCUCGGCGAAGAUUUCUUCGGAUUCAAGUCGCUUGGCUUGGACAGGGAACUGGGUCUCGACAUGCUCUCGGUGCCCCUCCAUCUCCUCCAGGCGCGCGUCCGGAACCAGUACCAGAUGCAGACCCAGGCCGUGGGCACGACCGCGACGCAGUUGCUGGAGUCCCUCCCCAGUCUCGAGCCCGUUACCAAGGAGAACAUCCAUGAUCAGAUUGGGCUUGUCAAGAACUUCUUUCUCGCCAAGCUGCACGCCAACGGUGACAUGCCCUUGGUCGAGGACGAGGAUCUCCCGGUUAAACAGAGGAGGCCCAGACCUCGCCUGGGUGCGACGGGCAAGAUCGUCUCGCCGCCCAAGAGGCCGCCCCGAGAGCAGAUCGCGCUGGCGAAGAAGAAGAAGAAGCUGGAAUCUGGCCUGGCGCAAAUAACCGAUGGCAAGGGCGCUCCCGCUGCCGGGGGGCCAUCGACGGAGAAGAGCGCCACCUUGUCGCCGUCCAAAAAGAAGAGCCUGUCUAGCGCGACUGGUAGCGGACCAAACACGGCGAGCCUUUCCGUUGCGCCCAGCAUGGAGCGCAUGGGUAGCAUGCAGAGCCUGGGUAACACCAGCCAGGCGACGGACAAGGAUGACGGCGGCUCGGAGAGCUUGGAGAGGUAGCAUUUGUUCCUUUCUCUAUUUGCCUCUUCCUUCUCUCUCUCUCUUUCUGGCACCGGUUACGACGUACAGCGCUGCUAUGAUCGCCCCAUUGGCGAUAGCCAGCACCAGGGCUCGAACUUUCCUAUCUCACCAAUCCCCCUGUACCAUCAAUUUACCUUUUAUGGCGCUGCGACCUCUAAGCUCUCUUGACGUUUGAUUUGUGGCUUAACAGGGCAACUUUUCGAUCAUGAGCGAGGUCUUUCGACCUUCUUUUUUUUCUUCUUUUUUUCU